Frankliniella occidentalis (western flower thrips) is the source of this 3925-nucleotide messenger RNA. It is a transcript of the gene emp, whose product is annotated as scavenger receptor class B member 1. Gene Ontology annotation, cellular component: lysosome; membrane; cytoplasm. The coding region runs from base 331 to 2157 and encodes 608 amino acids. The record is from RefSeq and is a predicted model, not a curated record. The transcript is spliced from 11 exons. Gene Ontology annotation, molecular function: scavenger receptor activity. NCBI's taxonomy places the organism in Eukaryota, Metazoa, Arthropoda, Insecta, Thysanoptera, Thripidae.
CUCCUCACCUCAGUGCUGCCAGGCAACGGCUAGCGCGCGGUCGACACUCACGCCCGCCGCCCCGCACGCUCCCGCAGGCCGACCGGACCGCCGCGCGCUCCGGCCACGACCCGCGACCCGGCAACGCCCCCGCGAGGGCUCCACCGAACCACCCCUCUGGAUACACACGCCGACGAACAAGAAAAGGAAACAGACGACAAGAUCUCAAAAGUGCGACAGUGUGUACGCGCGCGCGUGUGUGUGUCAGUGUGUUGUUGUUGUUGUGUUGUGGUGGCUGUGAGUGUGUGAUACCUGUGCGACGGAAAACGGAUUACUAGGAACGCCCCCAAGAUGCAGGGCGGCAAGAACAAGCUGGUGGCCAAGCUCAAGAGCAGCUUCCUCCGCAAGUGGUGGUUCGUCGUAGUCGUAUCACUCGCCCUCAUCGUGUUCGGCGCCAUCGUCGCAGCGUUCUUUACAUCAUGGGUCGACCUAUACAUCGAAGGGGAGAUCGUUUUGAAGAAUGGGUCGCAAACGUUCGGCUGGUGGAAGAAGCCCCCAGUGCACCCGGUCAUGAGGGUUUACAUCUACAACGUGACCAACGCGGACGCGUUCCUCAACAACGCGGAAAAGCCCGUCUUAAAUGAACUGGGGCCGUACGUCUACGUGGAAACGUGGGAGAAAGUCGCCGUGGCGUUCAACGACAACGGGACCGUCUCGUUCCAGCAGAAGAAGGUCUUCAGGUUCGACCCGGAGCAGAGCGUCGGCGACAUCGAGGACAUGGUGGUUGUCCCCAACAUUCCUAUGCUGAGCGCCACCUCGCAGUCCAAGCACGCGGCGCGCUUCCUGCGGCUGGCCAUGGCCUCCAUCAUGGACAUCCUCAAGAUCAAGCCGUUCGUCGAGGUGUCUGUCGGGCAGCUGCUCUGGGGCUACGAGGACCCGCUGCUCAAGCUGGCCAAGGACGUGGUGCCCAAGGAGCAGAAGCUGCCCUACGAAGAGUUCGGCCUCAUGUACGGGCUCCGCAGCGUGGCCAAGAUGAAGGGCAUCUCGGACGCGGGCGCGCUCGUCGCGUCGCUGCCGCUGCGCAACAUUGUCCAGGUGGUGGCCGACGGCCUGGAGAUGAUCCUGAGCGCGCCGCGCACCCGCCGGCCCACCAACAUCAUGCGCUUGCCCGUGCCCUCGAACGGCAUGUUCCACAACCCGCGGCGGCCGCCGAGGCCGCGGCCCUUCCGCCAGCCGGGCAACUUCGGCCUCACCAGACCGAAAAAUGGAACAGCAAAGGAGGUGGUCACCAUUUUCACUGGAGCAACUGACAUUACUCGAUAUGGAUUGAUUGACCGAUUUGAUGGCAAGUCUGCUUUGCCUCACUGGAAGACAGAUGAAUGCAACCGAAUCAAUGGAUCAGACGGAUCAAUUUUCCCUCCCCACAUCACCAAGAACACCACUCUGUAUGUGUAUGACAAGGACAUGUGUCGUCUUCUGCCACUGAGGUUCUUGCGAGAAGUGGUUACAAAUGGUGGUGUAAAUGGAUACCGGUUCACCCCUCCUGAAAACGUAUUUGCUGAAGUUUCUCAGAAUCCAGAGAACGAUUGUUUCUGCCCAAAUGGUCCCCCCUGUUCCCCUCACGGACUGAUGAAUGUUUCAUUCUGUCAAUAUGAUUCUCCUGUUAUGUUGUCCUUCCCUCACUUCUACUUGGCUGACCCUAAGCUGCGGGAGGCUGUGAUUGGUGUUGAUGCCCCUGACCCAGAGAAGCACAGACUCUACAUUGACGUUCACCCUAAAAUGGGAACUGCCCUUGGUGCCAGAGCUAGAGUACAAAUCAACCUUGCUGUCAGCCAAGUUGUUGAUAUUAAACAGGUGGCUACAUUCCCUGAUAUAGUUUUCCCCAUUAUGUGGUUUGAAGAUGGUAUUGAUGGCCUACCUGAGGAAGUAACAGGACUUCUAGCACUAGCUCAAAAUGUUCCUCCAGUUGCCAGAUCAGUUCUAAUGUAUGGGCUAUUUGCCGUUGGUGGCUUACUCCUUAUUCUCGCUGUUGGGUGCCUUGUGAGAUCAUCAGGACGGCAAGAAACACUUAAUUUAGAAGGAACCCAACACUAUGCUAAACCUAAUGAGAAGAAUGGCAAGAGCCACUCAAAUGGCAAAUCACUGGAAACUCGCACAAACCCUGCUUUUGAACAGUAGGUUUUCAAGUGAAAUACACAUGGACUUUUAAUUUGUACAAUUUUUGUUGUAAUAUGUUCAAUAAUUAUUGUGUCUCUUGACGAACAAUACUAAAUUGGAACAAGAUUGUUUAGAGCUGUGACUAAUGGAAAUAAUUUCCUUCUUUUACUUUUUGACAAGAAAGGAGCAAAAAUCACUUGAUGUUGUGCACUUUUUGCCAUUUCCAAUGUUAUUCUUGGAGUUUAAUGUAGCCUGUACCUGUGCAUUGCAAUAGUCUAUCUUUGCCGUGCUAGAUUUUCAAAGAAUCAUGUGUUUACACUCUGUAAUGUUUUCAUGUUGGAGAUGACUAGGUCUGUAAGAAUUAGGCCAAUGUAGAGGAGCCUAUUACUUACAAAAUUUGUGGUGCCAUUGUGCUUUAUAUAAAGUCACGGAGUAGUCUUCUUGUAUGCUCCAGAUAUGCCUUGAUGGUGCGUUUUGUUGUGCAAUCUCUUUAAAUCUAAAUUGACAUAAAAGUAUUUCUGAUAUUUUAUACAAUUGGGACCAUGACAUUCCUUCUAGUGAAUUGCAGAUAUAUUUUGCGAUUGUUUCAUUGGAGUAACUAUUCCUCUGUACAUAGGUGUACUCAAUUGUCAUGUCUGGUUGUACGUAAUGGGGCACAAUUGACUCCUGUAUAUUUUUAGAGGAAUGAAAUUUUUUACCCAAACUUCUUGGGAAGUGCUUCAUAAAAUGUGAUCACUUUUAAAACCGAAUGUGUUGAUAAGAAUGUGAUUAUGUACAGGUCAUUUUGAUGUGUGCAAGUGUGUGAUGUGAUUGUUGUUAGAUAAUUAUCCUGUUAAGUCUUUAAAAUACCUUUAUUUUUCUUUUGGCCUCUGUCAAUUAUCAAUUUUAUAGCUCAGAUAUAAUGUUAAUGAACCAUUUAUUCUAAGAAUUUUUAUUUCACGUCACUUUACUUAGAUUUUCAUUUAUUUUUACCACCCACUAUAUCAUUAAAUUUCCAAUCGCAAUCUCUUUUUUGUUUUAAAACAGCCCCAUGUCAUGAAUUUGAAAUUAAUUAUGGACCUAUCAAUUGUUAGUCAUACAUUCAUGAACUCUUUAGAGCAUUUAUGUUUCAAUUGAAUCAUUAUCUUUAGAUGUGAUGCGUCAGAGCACAGUUCUAUCCUUUCUGUGUUGGAUCAGUUACAAAUCCUGUUCGAAGCAGGACUGAAUAUUGCUCAAGUAUGUAGUUAUUUUCAGAUGUUUACAUCAUAAACAUCCUUUUAAUUGAUUCCACACUAUUGUAUUUUUAAGAAAAAUGGUUUGUAUUAAAUUGCCUCCCAAAUUUCUAUAUUUGCAUACCAGCAUCUUAUAUUUGUAUCCACAAACCUUUACCCUGCUUUGCUCUAAAAUGUACUUUAUUUUAAUCUUCGGCUGUUUUUGUCCAAAUGUGUGUCUGGGAGGCCCUGUAUUAUAAGAAUUGCAUGAAUGAAAAUUAGUGAUUAUUUUAUUAUAGAUGUAAUAAGUAUUAGAGGAGUGAGUAUACAGGAGACGUAAAUGAAAGAGUAUUAGAUAUGUGUAACGAAAUCCGUCCAAAAUUAAAAACUUUUACUCUAAUUUUGUGAUUUGUUGAAUUGCAAAGCAGUUCAAGAUGGCCUCUAUUUGGUUGAUGGCUUACAGUCAUCUCUGGUUAGUCAAAAGAAUUGAAUGGGAUCACACCCAAUGAAUUUGUAAAAAUAUAAAAUAAAAAUAAUUGUUGUAUUUGCCAUAUUUCAGAUUGAUUACUGUUUUUAAAAAUAAAACUUUGUGGACUGUU